GCAUCCCACGGACCAGUAUUUCGUGUCUUUGCUUAGCCGUUAAUCAAAUCGGUAUGAUCUUCCUAAGUGUUUUCUCGUCGUUGUGUUUUAUCUUUCGUCUGGGGGAUGCCGUUGGCCUCCACGGAUUUCAUUUUCGCGGAUUGGAAGAGCCAGACACUUCUACCCAAACAAGUUUCGAAAACAUAAUCGAAGCAUGGAUCGAACAGCCUGUCGAUCAUUUCAACCCUCGCGACAACCGUACUUGGUCAAUGCGCUACUACGAAAAUUCCGAUCAUUUUGAGAAAGGUGGACCGAUUUUGAUCAUGAUCGGUGGAGAAUGGGCUAUAUCCAGCGGUUUCUUAGAAUCUGGUUUAAUGUACGAACUUGCCUGUGCUCACAACGCGACCAUGUAUUACACCGAGCAUCGUUAUUACGGCAAAAGCAGACCGACCAAGGACACCAGUUCGACAAAUUUAGAGUACUUGAGCGUGGAUCAAGCGCUGGCCGAUUUGGCAUAUUUCAUCGAAAGUAAAAAGCACCAGGAUGGACUGGAGAACAGCGCUGUAAUCGUGUUCGGUGGAUCUUACGCGGGAAGUAUGGCCACUUGGUCCAGGCUUAAGUAUCCCCAUCUGAUACAGGGCGCGUUGGCUAGCAGCGCUCCACUCUUCGCGAAAGCCGACUUUUACGAGUAUUACGAAGUUGUGACCGAGUCGCUCCGCAGAUACAGUCAGAAAUGUGUGGACGACGUGAAAGCUGCGUUCGACGCGGUUCAAGAAUUAUUCAAGACCGAAAAUGGCACGCAAAGAUUGAAAGAAUAUUUCAAUUUAUGCGACGCGCCGAACGUGGACUCUCCGAACGACGUUGCCCAUUUUAUGAACAUUUUAGCGGAGCCAUUUGCCAGCAUUGUUCAAUACGAUAAAGUAGAGAACGGCAAAACGAAAAUCGCCGCCUGUUGCGAGAGCAUGACUGCUUCGUACUUGGGUAGUCCUCUCCAGAGAUUGGCGUAUUUCGUGUCGACGGGGAGGGAAUGUUUGAAAAAUAAUUACGAAAAGUUCGUGGAGCUUUAUCGGAAAGAAGCAUGGGACGCGCAGCCCGAUAUCAUGAGGCAAUGGUUUUAUCAGACGUGCACAGAAUACGGGUACUUCCAAACGACAAAUUCGAAGAAAUCGAUUUUCGGCUCUCUCUUCCCGUUGAAUUACUUUACAGAUAUUUGCACCGAUUUAUACGGAGACUAUUACGACAACGACUUUUUGAACACCAGAGUGGAAAGGACAAAUAUAAUGUACGGAGGUGUACGACCAGACUUGCGAAACGUAAUUUUCACCAACGGAGACGUCGAUCCUUGGCACGCGCUGUCCGUUCUCCAAGAUUUGAAUCCAUCCUCGCUGGCGAUACUUAUCAAAGGAUCGUCGCACUGUCGCGAUUUGUACCGCGAUUCAGACACGGACGGCGACGAUCUCGUUCGAGCCAGGGCACGAGUGCGUGAAAUUAUCGGGUCUUGGAUCUCUUCUUGAGCGUGUACGACCCUGUUCGCACGAUACGAUAUGCAGAUUGAAAAGGAAAAGAGGCGGGAUACGUGUAAAAAGAAGCAUUUAUUUCUACUAAUACAGUCUUAUUUACAAGUACCUAGCCAAAACGAAACGAAACGGCACGUCGCUUCGAAUUCGCAGAAGUAACCUUCGUUUAUGAAAUCAACUGAAAAUCCCCAACUCAAGUCCCUCCUACUUCUACUUACUUCUAACGUUAAAAAGUACAAAGUAGUGAAAAUGUAAUUAAACGUUUAAGAGAUUCAUCGAGCACAAGUAUUGCAAUUGCGUCGAUCGAGAUCGAAAUUUCGCGACUCCUUCUCUUGCUCACGAAAAUAAUUGUAUCGUAACAUGUUUGAAAUCUAACUGGCUAAAUAUAA
This is a messenger RNA of Habropoda laboriosa, 1885 nucleotides long. RefSeq names its product putative serine protease K12H4.7. The transcript has 9 exons. Gene Ontology annotation, biological process: proteolysis. Gene Ontology annotation, molecular function: dipeptidyl-peptidase activity; serine-type exopeptidase activity. The record is from RefSeq and is a predicted model, not a curated record. Bases 54 to 1493 code for a protein of 479 amino acids. Lineage: Eukaryota; Metazoa; Arthropoda; Insecta; Hymenoptera; Apidae.